CUUGAUUCUGUAUACCAUAAAGGACACUUGUAUAUUUUACCAUGACCAUCGAAUACUUGACGCUUCAGCCCUCUGGUGACAAGAUGCCACUUGUAGGAUUUGGCUGCUGGAAAGUGGACCCAAAAGAUGCCCCUGAAACCAUCUACAAUGCCAUCAAGACAGGAUACCGACUGAUUGACAGCGCGGCCAACUAUAAAAAUGAAGAGGGGAUUGGCAAGGGCAUUCAGAUGGCUAUUAAGGAUGGACUUGUCCGACGCCAAGAUCUCUUUGUCACCACCAAACUGUGGAGCACAUACCACAAAAAGGAACAUGUACGUAAGGCGCUUGAAAAACAGCUCGAACAAUUGCAAUUGGAUUACGUUGAUAUGUUCCUUGUUCACUUUCCAUUGCCCUUGAAGUACGUCCCGAUUGAAGCAAAAUAUCCUCCGGGAUGGUAUCAGCCCGGGGAAGAUGUGAUUACACUGGACCGAGCGCCGAUGCAUGAAUGCUGGGCAGCCAUUGAAGAUUGCGUCCGGGCCGGUCUCACACGUAACAUCGGUGUCUCGAAUUUCAAUGUGCAACUGUUGAUGGAUAUGUUGACGUAUGCAAACAUCCGACCCUCUCUUCUGCAAGUGGAAUUACACCCGUAUCUGCAGCAAGAACAUCUUGUCCGUUGGGCUCAACAGCAAGGGAUUGCUGUUACGGCUUAUUCAUCCUUUGGUCCUACGUCUUUUGUAUCCACCGGUUCUAGACGAGCCAAAAAUGUUCAACCAUUGUUCGAAAACCCGACCAUCAUGGAUAUCGCUGCCAAGUACAAUCGUCAACCUUCCGAGGUCGCCCUGCGCUGGUCACUGGAGCGUAAUGUGGCCGUGGUGCCAAAGUCUUUGAAUGUCGAUCGCAUGAAAAUGAAUCUUCAGGCCCUUGACUGGAAAAUGGACGAAGAGGAUGUGCAAGCCAUCAAUGGUCUGGAUAUGGGUCUUCGUUUCAAUGAUCCCAUGGUGAACGCUCAAAAACUCCCCAUCUUUUACUAACUUUCUAUUUAACCAUCCUUCUACUGAAGGUUUUGCCCAUAUCAUUCCCUCAUUGUCCGCCUCUCUAAUCUGGAACCAUAGACUCCCUUUUUGUAAUUAUUGGUUUCAAUCUGUUGCAAAAAUAAAAUAAAAAAAUCACAUCUUCAUAAUCCACUGGCUUGAAGAUCUUGCCAAUAUUUAAAGAAUGUAUAUAAAGAUAUGGGACAUAGUGGAUAUUGGUCACGCAUGUAAAAAAGCAUGUUU
Radiomyces spectabilis is the source of this 1253-nucleotide messenger RNA. RefSeq names its product xylose reductase. The record is from RefSeq and is a predicted model, not a curated record. Gene Ontology annotation, molecular function: aldose reductase (NADPH) activity. Gene Ontology annotation, cellular component: cytosol. The transcript has 2 exons. Bases 42 to 1010 code for a protein of 322 amino acids. NCBI's taxonomy places the organism in Eukaryota, Fungi, Mucoromycota, Mucoromycetes, Mucorales, Radiomycetaceae.